Molecule: messenger RNA, 591 nt
Organism: Diachasma alloeum
Lineage: Eukaryota; Metazoa; Arthropoda; Insecta; Hymenoptera; Braconidae
Product: proto-oncogene c-Rel-like
Exons: 2
Coding region: 1-591 (196 amino acids)
Biological process (GO): regulation of DNA-templated transcription; response to cytokine; cellular response to stress
Cellular component (GO): cytoplasm
Molecular function (GO): DNA-binding transcription factor activity; DNA binding
Source: RefSeq, a predicted model, not a curated record
AUGGAUCUGAGUAUGAAGAAAGCCUCACCCUACGCUUUAAUUUUUGAAGAGCCAGCGCCUACAGGGGUUGAAUUAAUCGUCCAGAAUGAUGGAGAAGUAUCUGGAAGGAUAAUUGGUAUCAACAGUACACCAGAUCAUACUACGUAUCCGAAAAUAUGUGUCGUUAGUUUAACCUCCGUCGCUUACGUCCAAGUAUCCUGCGUGACGAGCAACGAGCCCUAUCGUCCGCAUCCUCACAAAUUGAUUCACGACUGGGAAGAGGGGAAUCAUGAGGAAUUUUGCAAAGGAGUUGUCAAUGCACAAGUCAAGCCACAUUUUCCCGUUGCUGAAUUCAAUGACGUGAAGCUCCAGUACGUACCUAGAGAAGGUGUCAAAAAGGCACUUGCCAUACGAAGAAACGCGCCAGUCAAUCCCUUUGGCAAUGCGGAAUGGGAUGACUCGGAAAUUGAGGAAAUUGAUCUUAAUUCCGUUAGAUUAUGCUUCCAAGUUUUUAUCAAGAAUCCAAAUACUGGAAAGCUGCAAGCAAUUAUUCCAAUUGUUUCGGAGCCUAUUUAUCUAGAACCACCAUCACAUCAUCAGAUAUGUAAAUAG